Messenger RNA from Manihot esculenta (cassava), 1903 nucleotides. RefSeq names its product chaperone protein dnaJ GFA2, mitochondrial. Gene Ontology annotation, molecular function: heat shock protein binding; ATP binding. Gene Ontology annotation, biological process: response to heat; protein refolding. The coding region runs from base 211 to 1551 and encodes 446 amino acids. The transcript has 18 exons. Lineage: Eukaryota; Viridiplantae; Streptophyta; Magnoliopsida; Malpighiales; Euphorbiaceae. The record is from RefSeq and is a predicted model, not a curated record. Gene Ontology annotation, cellular component: cytoplasm.
AUGCACAAAAAAGAAAAAAAAAAAAAAAGGGAAGGAAAAGGUUGGGCUUCUCAGUGCUUCUGUGAGUUCUCUCUCUAGAUCCUUCCAAUCUGUAGUAAAGUGAGGGGUUUUCUAAUUUUAGGGUUUAAUCCCCAAAGUACAUUACGCUCAAAACCUACCUUACCAUUUACGGAGAGUAAAAUUCUAAUAAACCCAUAAAAUCCUUUCUAAAUGGUUCGCUCUCAUGGCGUCAAGCUGGUUGCUUGGCUCGCUCGCCGCUGUCCCUCAUCCAAACUUUUCGAAGAUUCUGCUAAUUCUGUUAAUAAGAGUCUGUUAAAUGGUAUUUGUAGGAGAUUGAAUACUUCGGUUUGCAACCCUGGUUGGGUUAUUGGCAUUCACUCUCCUAAAAAGGUUAACCACAAAAACUGGUCGUUAUUGGGAUCUUCGAAUGCCACUGUUUGCACAACGAGGUCAAUUCAUGGCUCCGCUUAUAUGUCGAGAGAUUAUUAUGAAGUACUUGGUGUUAGCAAAAAUGCCACUUCAUCUGAAAUAAAGAAAGCUUAUUAUUUGCUGGCAAAGAAACUCCAUCCUGAUACAAAUAAAGAUGAUCCUGAAGCUGAAAAGAAGUUUCAAGAAGUUUCAAAGGCAUAUGAGGUUUUGAAAGAUGAUGAAAAGCGUGCACAAUAUGAUGAGGUUGGCCAUGAUGCAUAUGAACGUAAUCUAAAUGGAGAUUUUCAUCCUGGUGGAGCAGGAUUCUAUAAUCCAUUUGAUAGCUUCUUCAGAAUGGAUGAUAUAUUCAGCAAUGUAUUUAAGCAGAAGCUUGGUGGCCAAGAUGUCAAGGUUGCUAUUGAAUUGUCAUUCAUGGAAGCUGUUCAGGGAUGCACCAAAACUAUCACAUUUCAAACUGAUACACCUUGUGAAGCCUGUCAUGGUGAAGGUAUUCCUCCUGGGGUAAAACCUGAAUUGUGUAAGCGCUGUAAAGGCACUGGCAUGGUGUUUACCCAAAAAGGAUUCAUUAGUAUUCAACAUACUUGUAAUCAGUGUGGUGGAACUGGGCAAACUGUAUCGAGUUUUUGCAACACAUGCAAUGGGCGUAGGGUAGUUAGAGGAACAAAGUCUGUCAAAUUGGAUAUUAUGCCAGGAGUGGAUGACAAUGAAACCAUAAAGGUGCCAAGAAGUGGCGGAGCAGACCCAGAGAGAAAUCAACCUGGUGAUCUAUUUGUAACUGUUAGGGUUCGGGAAGAUCCUGUUUUCCGUAGAGAAGGAUCUAACAUUCAUGUGGAUGCUGUUCUGAGUGUUACUCAGGCAAUUCUGGGGGGAACCGUCCAGGUCCCUACUCUCACAGGAGAUAUUGUACUCAAGGUCCGUGCUGGCACCCAGCCUGGCCAGAAGGUGGUACUGAAGAAUAAAGGGAUUAAAGUUCGAGGCUCUUACUCUUUUGGUGACCAAUUUGUGCACUUCACUGUCAGCAUUCCGACGAACUUGACUCCGAGACAACGGGAAUUGAUUGAAGAGUUUGCCAAAGAAGAACAGGUUGAAUACAAUAAGCGUGCUGCUGGAGCCUCUGGGUAAAAAACCAGACGUGGCUUCCUUCAUGGCUUAACUACUUAUCGGCGUCAUCAGUCAUCUCAGAGUUAGCAAGACAAUUUAAGAGAAACAGACAGAGAAUAGGAGGAAAGAUGAUACCCUUUAACCGACAUGCAUUGGAAGUUUUACAUGGUGAAAAAAGUAACGAGAUUUGGCGACCGUUCCUUUAUUUUUGGAGAAAUGUGAUCUUUUUCCCCUUGUAAAUCACAAUCACAAAUUAUAUUAUUCGAGGCCAAAAUAUGAGUUCUUUCUUCCAAAUAAAAUGAUUUUUGUACAUAAUUUACUUUGUAAUUUUAUUACAUUUGUCUUGAAUGGGUGUUGAUAGCUGUUUUCUGAA